Cynara cardunculus var. scolymus (artichoke) is the source of this 3411-nucleotide messenger RNA. RefSeq names its product helicase-like transcription factor CHR28. Lineage: Eukaryota; Viridiplantae; Streptophyta; Magnoliopsida; Asterales; Asteraceae. Gene Ontology annotation, molecular function: metal ion binding; ATP binding; ATP-dependent chromatin remodeler activity. Bases 1 to 3411 code for a protein of 1136 amino acids. The transcript has 14 exons. The record is from RefSeq and is a predicted model, not a curated record.
AUGAUCAUGGCGAAUGGUAGUCCUUCCUAUGAAUGGCAGUUUGAUGAUGAUGAUGGUUUUGAUGUAACCGCCAAUGAUGAUGAACCGGUUGAUUUUGAAUCGUUGUUUAAUAUGCUUGCGGAGAAAUCCCGUGGCGACUAUUCGCAGUAUGGGCCAGCUGAUCCUUCAUCAAGUAGCGCACAAUGUAGUGAGUCAGUUUCAGGUGUUGGUGUUAAUGAGCACUCCCAAACCAAUGAUGGUUCACUUGCAUUUCCCCCUCCACAUCACUCAGAAGCUUUAGCUUCUGGGACUUUCUGGUCAAGUGGUUCAUCUGUUACUGAAAGGCAGAUAUUUUAUUCUGGCUUUGAAUCUCAUCAAGAUAUGUUUCCCAUGCAUACUGAUGGGAGCGUUAGUGAUUGGCAGAUGCCAGUUCCUGCACAUGUCACUCCCUGGCUGGCAAACCAUGGAGUUACUCAAGAAAUUUUUUCAUUUAGCAACCAUGGCACAGAUACUGAUUUUGAGAGAGCUAGUAGCAAUGAGACCUUUGGGUUUAAUAAUGGUAGUCACCAACUGAUGGAUAGAUCUGGGAUAACUGAUGGCAUACUUGCUGAUUCAGUUAGAAACAGUUAUCAAACACUAGAGGCCCCUGACAACGUGGAAGUCCCAUCCGUGGAUUUUAAUGGGUAUUCUAACAUUCACUAUGGUCCCAAUCAUGAGUUCAUUUUUCCAUAUAUCACAAACACAAAUGAACCACCUUAUUUUGGUUCAUCAAGGCAGAGCCAAAGCUCAAUUUAUAACGAUGGCAUGUUACUUAAUGUUGAGACUGAAUCGAAGGAACAUCUAAUGCCAAGUAUAUCAAGAAGCAGUGCGAUGAAUUAUGAGGCUGUAGCUGUCAGAGAAGGUGGAGUAGCUGUGGUGGAUCGGACCUCUGAUAUUGGACCAUAUGUCGGCGCCGGAGGCAUUAUUAAUCGGUCUACAAGUGGAUAUCAUUGGCUUUGUAUGGGUAAUAUGGCAAACAAGACACAAGUGGUUUGUGUGAAGGAUGAAAAACAUGAUGCACCUGUUCCAUCAACAGGUACUGCAUGCAAGAAUCAGUCUCCAGUAGAUGGGAAAUCACAUACCAAUGCACAAACAUCUACACUUGGUUUCCCCCAUACUCACAUGCAAAUUAAUAAUGCAAAGUUCAAAGUGACUGAUGAACUAUCUGCUCAUCAAGCUCCAUUGCAGGAUUUGCCUCAUUCGAAGCCAGAGAAAUCUCUACCAGAUGGUGGUUUGGCAGUUCCACUUUUGAGACACCAGAGGAUUGCUUUGUCAUGGAUGACGAGGAAAGAGACGAAAAGCACACGCUGCUGUGGAGGAAUUCUUGCAGAUGAUCAGGGGUUGGGUAAAACAAUAUCGGCGAUUGCUCUUAUUCUCAAGGAAAGGUCUCCUCCAUCUAGUGUCUGCACUAUCCAAAUGAAAGAGAAUGAAACCGAGACUUUGAAUUUGGUCGACGAUGAGGACGAACAUACAUACACUUCUGUGCAGACAAAAAGUUGUCUAGCUGCAGGGACCCUUGUUGUAUGCCCGACUAGCGUCCUUCGUCAAUGGAAUGAAGAGUUGCAGAGUAAAGUAAGCAGCGAAGCUAAUCUCUCCAUUUUAGUGUAUCAUGGAGCCAAUAGAACCAAGGAUCCAUUUGAGCUAGCCAAGUAUGAUGUUGUCCUCACUACAUAUGCAAUUGUGAGCAUGGAGGUUCCAAAGCAGCCACUUGUUGAUGAAGAUGAUGAUGAAACAAAGAAGCGAAGUGAUGUUCUUCCUAUAAAGCUCUCUCCCACCAAGAAAAGGAAAUACCCUCCUAGCUCUGAUGAAAGUUCCCGAAAGGAUAAGAAGGGAACAGAUAAUGAACCCUCUGAAUCUAUUGAUCGUCCUCUUGCCAAGCUGAGAUGGUUUAGGGUUAUACUGGAUGAGGCUCAGAGCAUUAAGAAUUACAAAACUCAAGUAGCUAGAGCUUGUUGGGGUCUCCGAGCUAAACGCAGGUGGUGCUUGUCAGGGACUCCUAUUCAGAACUCUAUUGAUGACCUUUAUAGUUACUUCAGAUUUUUAAGAUACGAUCCGUUGGCUGUAUUUAAAUCAUUCUGCUCAGCAAUAAAGGCCCCUAUCCAAAGGAAUCCGGUAGCUGGAUAUAAAAAGUUACAGGUCAUCUUGAAGACUAUUAUGCUUCGACGCACAAAAGGUACACUUCUAAAGGGAGAACCAAUAAUCUCGUUGCCACCCAAAACCAUUAUCCUGAAGAAAGUGGACUUCACUGCUGAGGAGCGUGGUUUCUACCGCAGUCUGGAGGCUGAUUCCCGUGCUCAGUUUGCAGAAUAUGCUGCUGCUGGCACCGUCAAACAAAACUACAUAAACAUACUGUUGAUGCUUCUACGCCUCCGACAAGCUUGUGAUCACCCUUUACUUGUUAGGGGAUGUAGCUCAAGCACCGGGUGGAGGUUGUCUGUUGAGAAGGCAAAAGAGCUUCCUCAAGAAAAAUUAUGCGGUCUUCUAAAGUGCUUGGAAGCUUCUUUAGCAAUUUGCGGCAUAUGUGACGAUCCACCUGAAGAUGCUGUUGUAACAACUUGUAAGCAUGUUUUCUGCAAUCAAUGCAUCCUCGAACAUCUUUCAAGUGAUGACAGUCACUGUCCAUCCUCAGAGUGCAAAUCCCUCAUUAGUAGAUCUUCAGUAUUUUCUAAAUCAACACUUGAAGUUGCUAUAGCUAACCAGCCUGGUCAAGGUAACAUCCCUUAUGGUUCUGGUUCAGUAGAAUCUGGAGUUCUGGAAACUUCUUCGUUCAUUGGACCAUUUGGGUCCCCAAAAAUUGAGGCUACUAAGGCACUUGAUUCCUCCAAAAUUAAAGCCGCCCUCGAAUUCUUGCGGUCUAUUUCAAAACCUCAGGAUAUAACAAUGGCCACUACUUCCUCCUCCUCUAUUGGAAAUUCAGUCAAGAGGGAGAAAGCAAUUGUGUUCUCACAGUGGACGGGGAUGCUGGAUUUGCUUGAAGUUUGUCUUAAAGAUUCCUCCAUCGGUUACAGGAGACUUGAUGGGACAAUGUCUGUUGUUGCCCGAGAUAAAGCAGUGAAGGAUUUCAACACUCUUCCUGAGGUAACUGUUAUGAUUAUGUCUUUAAAAGCGGCUAGUCUCGGGUUAAACAUGGUUGCUGCUUGCCAUGUAAUUCUUCUGGAUCUCUGGUGGAACCCGACAACGGAAGAUCAAGCAAUUGACAGAGCUCAUCGGAUUGGGCAGACUCGCCCGGUUACAGUUUUGCGGUUGACUGUUAAAGAUACUGUUGAAGAUCGCAUUUUAGCUCUUCAGGAAAAGAAGAGAGAAUUGGUAGCAUCAGCAUUCGGAGACGAUGAAAAUGGUGGCUCUCAAACUCGUCUCACUGUUGAAGACAUGAAAUAUCUAUUUCAAGCAUAG